AUGCCUGGCGGUUACCAGUCCGUGCAUCCUGUUGAGAAAGGCAAGUUUGUCAUGAAGAGCGACGGCAGCAGGUUUGCAGCUUACCUUCUUCCCAGCACUUUGCCGUCAAUGCCCAGUGACCUCUCUCAGUUCCGCAUGUCCAGCGUGGAGGAGGUGAGGAAGAACCUGAUGGACAUCCACAGCCAGGCCGAGUUGCAAGACUUGUGUGAGAAGUUGGGUGUCCGCCCGGAGCAGAGAACGAAAGCCUCGGUGGCUCAACGCUUGGCUGACGAGCUGGUACGGGAGCCUGAGGUGGAUCUGAGCAAGGCAAUUGAAAAAGCUCAGGCUCUGGAAUCUGCCGGCAAACUGCAGCAAGCAGCAGCUGCCUUCGGUGCGGCCUUGGCGCUUCCGGGCGAUGUUCUGCUGAAGGGGCUCUCGGCAUUGUGCUUCGUGAAGCUAUCUUUGCAACAGAACUUGCCGGCGAAGUUGCAGGGAAAAGAGCCUGAGGAGUUGUUGGAGCAGGCUUUGCUCGAAGCUCGCGGGGCUCCCGCGCGCAGCCGUAGCCUCGAGGGCCAACUCCUCCAGGCGCUCAGCGAGGUCCUCUUUGGUAAGGUAAACAAGGAUGCGAAGGCCAUCGACCGCGCCAUCGAGGCGAGGCAACAGGCCCGUGAGAUGAUCAUCGAGGGUCAUGUUGAGGCUUUGAGCUGGAAGCUGUCCAAGGUGGAGGGCUUUGCUGCUGCAGCCGCCGAUGACGAGGCUGACCACAAAUGGCUGGAGAAGGACGUGCUGCUGCAAAGACUGCGGAAACUCGGUGCUCGAGCGGAAGAUGCAGACUACAUCAGUGAGCUCUUUGAAGCCUGGCACCAUGUGGGAGCAAAUGGCGCGGAGGAGCUGUCAGUGCAUGAAUUUCUGCAGCGCUUCCUCGAGAUUGCGCGCAAACUUCCAGCAAAGCAGUCGAAGCAGUGCGGUGCACCCUGUGAAGGUGGCCUGCCACCUGGCUCUGCGCCGCUAGAGCGCGAACUGGUUCGACUGGUUUCGCGGGAUGGGAAGGGAAACUGGUCGGCAAAGGCCGCAGAAAUCCGGGACUCCUUUCCGGAGGAGACCGCAAAGUCUCUGGAAGCGCUAUGGGAAAGGCUCGCACCGAAAAUCAAGCAGAUCGUGGAUAAAGAUGACACCAUGGCAUGUGGGCACAGCUGCAGCACCUGUCCGACGAAGCAUGAAUGUCAGGUUCAUGAUGCGAUCAAGGACAUCGAAGAUCUUUAG
This is a messenger RNA of Symbiodinium sp. CCMP2592, 1242 nucleotides long. The record is from the annotation of a GenBank genome assembly. NCBI's taxonomy places the organism in Eukaryota, Dinophyceae, Suessiales, Symbiodiniaceae.